Messenger RNA from Neoarius graeffei (lesser salmon catfish), 4369 nucleotides. RefSeq names its product UPF0450 protein C17orf58 homolog. The transcript is spliced from 5 exons. Gene Ontology annotation, molecular function: protein binding. NCBI's taxonomy places the organism in Eukaryota, Metazoa, Chordata, Actinopteri, Siluriformes, Ariidae. The coding region runs from base 24 to 1184 and encodes 386 amino acids. The record is from RefSeq and is a predicted model, not a curated record.
UUCUCUCCAUAAGGAAGCUGCUCAUGUUCAUCAAUAACAUGUCUGGCAUUUUGCUUCUCCUCUCUGUGGCUCUCGCCUUCUCUGAUGCUGAAGAGCAUGCUGUUAAUGGUAAGACUGGUAAACAGUUGUUUUCUCUGAUUGGAGCGCCGCCAGGACAAAGUGGAACAUCCGACUCCUCCAGCAACCAAACCAAAGCAGGAACCAAAGAUCCUUCUCUACCAGCCAAUGAGCUGCUCGAGCAAGGCAAAAAAUCUGCAGAUCCGAAGCUGGCGCUGCCCCCAGGGAUGUGGCCCAAACAUCCAGACCCGCUAUCUCCUCAUCCUCGAUUAGGCACACACAGCAAGAGCAAGAAGGGCUCGAGGGAUGAGCGGCUUCCCAUCGAGCAUAACAAUGAGAAACUGCGUAAUGAUGGGCAUCCUAAUAAAGUCGUCCCUGCUACCGGGGUUGGGGCAUCGAACCGCACACAGACACAGAAGGCUCCACCUGAAAGCCCAAUGCAGUCCAAUAACCCUCCAUCCAGUGACUCCGAGCUGAAUCACAACUCCAGAUCACGUACACAACAGACAUCGUCUAACACACACAGAGAAAGUGGGAAUGGUCGGAUGGAUCCCGAGGAGAAUAGACCAGGGAAAUCGGGCUUGAACAAUAGUCGCUCAUUCAUCCAGUACAACCGGCGCUCUUCCAGUCUGCUCUACCACUUCGACAUCCACAAGAAAGAAUCAGAUUUCAGCCAUGAUGCAGUGUGUCUGAGUGAAUGCAGGAAGGACAAGGAUGAGAUAGAGCACUUCUGCUACAGUGAAUUCGCCGUCAAUGGCAUUGUUCAUGACAUUGAUAUAAUUCGUCGAGGCAUCAGACUGGUCACUCUGCUAGUGAGCAACGAUGGCUUCUACAAAAUGAGCCGCCUCUUCAUCACGCCAGACACCUUCUUCUUCAAGGUGAACAUCUUGGUCUUGGACACCUAUAAGUGUACCAAACCUUGUCCUGACCUCAAACUUGGGAGCAGAUACAUAGUCAUGGGCCAUAUCUACCACCGAAGGCGCCACCUUCCCUCCAGUCUCCUCACCCUCCUCGGGGGCAAACUGAAACCCGGAGACGGGGUCCUACGCAGCAACAGCUACGUCAAGCGCUACAACAAGAGAAGGCACCAGAAAGCUCAAGAGGCCAUGCGUUCAAGGUGCAGGUGAAGGGGGAAAACAAACAAACAAAAACAACGAACGGCUCGCUACUGACACCCGCUGCAUGGGAGGACUAAAUGCGGCCUUAUGUAAAUAUAAAAAGAACAACCUCAUAAUCUUGCAGUAUUAUCAGAGGAGAUAGACAGGAAGACAAAGGCGUCUCUGUCCACCCUGCCCAAGCGUCCGAGUGUAAUAGAUCAAUCCACUCCAAGUGGGGAUAUUUUGCUUGCUGUACAAUGCUUGCCUUUCUGCCUGUCCUCUUUCAUAGACGUCUCCAGGGAAAUCCGCUGGAUUCCAUCCACUGGCAGAGGAUUUGAUUCAUGUCUGAAACAUGAACCAGGAACCGGCUAAAUAUUUCCUCCGAGAAAUAUUCAGAGAAAAGUAAUAAAAUUAACGUUUGAUGUGUUUAUAUACCCUAUACACCCUGCCUUUUUUGACAUACACACAAGAACCUUGAUGUGUUUUCAGUGGAUAUUUACCCUCAUAAACACAAGGAAAGGCCGGAAAGAAAAGAGAUGUUGCAAAAUAACCUCGGAGGAAAAUAAGAGAAGUCAUGCGUCCUCAUAGCGUCAGUGUCUUUUCAUAUUCCAUAACCCGUGCACUUAUUAAACAAAACACAGAAUACGCUAUGUGACUUUGAACAUGUCAUGCACUUUUCAUGUUACAGAAGUUACUAUUUUAUAUCCUGGAAGUGCGCUUUCUUAGAGAAAGUACAGUGUAGAAGCCAUUUUUUCAUACCUUACAGUUGUGGUCAGAAGUUUACAUACAGUGACAUGUCGUCUUGGAUAUGAAUGUCAUGGCAAUAUUUGGGCUUUCAGUAAUUUCUUUGAACUGUUCUUAUUCUGUGGCAGAAUGAUUGUACAGCAUACAUAUCUCAUUUAAAAACAACAAACAAACUAGAAUUUGGUGCACAAGUUUUAAUUUUCUUUGGGUUUUCUGAAAUCAACACAGGGUCAAAAAUUUACAUACACUCACUUAGAUUAUUAAUUCAGAGGUGUUGAAACUUCCAAAAUGUCUCUUAUCUUGCCAAGGCCGAGGUCUUUUAACUUCCUGUUAGUGAACAUGAUUGACUACAGCUGGUAGCUUCUCUGUGCCUUCAUAAAAAGGGUUUGUUUACAGCACUCCUUGGAUUGACCAACACAGUAAAAUGGGAAAGUCCAAGGAGCUCAGUGCAGAUCUGAGAAAGAGGAUCGCAGAUGUACACAACUCCGGAAUGUCUCCUGGAGCCAUUUCUAAACAACUGCAAAUUCCAAGAUCAUUUCAAACAAUUGUAUCCAAGUUAUUGUGUGUAGUCACUUUGCCAAGCCACUUUGCUUCAAGAAAACCCAAACUGUCACCCUUAGCUGAAAGGAAAUUGGUUUGGAUGGUCAGGAGCAACCUGGGAACCACCAUGGCACAGCCCUGCCAUGAACUGGGAGCUGAUGGAUCACUGUCUACAGUUCAAAUCACCAUGGACUAAGAGGCUGCUAUCCAAGAAAUAACCCCCUGCUCCAAAAUCGACAACUUCAAGCUUAAAGUUUGAAGCUGACCACACGGACAAAAUAAAAAAAAAGCCUUCUGGAGGAUAGCUGUAUGGUCAGGUGAGACAAAGAUUGAGUUGUUUGGCCACAAUGACCACCAUGUACAGAGGGACACUGUACCAGCUGGUGGUGGUGGUAGGAUCAUCAUGCUCUGGGGCUGUUUUGCUGCCAGUGGAACUGGUUCAUUGCACAAAGUGGAUGGAAUAAUGAAGGAGGACUGUCUCAGAAUUCUUCAGCAUCAACCAUCAGAAACUUGAACACGACUUGGGAGUUACAGCAGGACAAUGAACCCAAACAUGCAUCAGAGCUGGUUGUGGAGGAUAAAACAGGCCAACAUUAAGCUUAAAACAAGUCCUGACUUCAACCCUAUUGUAAAGAUAUGGACCGUGCUUAUAAGUAAAGUCCAUGCCAAGGGGGAAAAAAAAUUCAUUGAACUCUACCAAUUCUACCAUGAAGAGUCGUGAAAUAUCCAACCAGAAUUCUGCCAGAAGCUUGUUCAUGGUAAACAAAAAUGUUUGGUCAAGGUGAAUCUUGUGAAGAGACAUUUUACCCAAAUAUUAGGUGUGCUGUAUGUAUAUUUUUGACCCUAUGUUGAUUUCAGAAAACCCAAAGAAAAUUAAAACUUGUGCACCAAAUUCGAGUGUUUUUUUUAAUUAAAGAUGUAUGCUGUACAUUCUGCCACAGUUCAAAGAAAUCACUGAAAGCCCAAAUAUUGCCAUGACAUUCAUAUCCAAGAUGACAUUCGUGUCACCGUAUGUAAACUUCUGACCACAACUGUAUAUAGAGCACGUUAACAUUUGUAAUGUUAAUUGGGCCUACAGGUUUUUGUCUCCACACAGAAUCCAAUGUCCUGUCCGCAGGUUUGUUUGUUUUCCCCCCAUAUUUUUCCAGUUUGGAAUCAUCAUGUGUCAUUAUCUUCGUUAAUGUCUGUUUAUUUUCCCAUUCACGCCGUUUCAGCAGCACAGAAUGAAAGCACAAAGCAAUGACUCAGAGCUCCUAUUUAUUUCAUUUUGCCCGUACUUUGUAUUUCUCCUUUAAAUGAUAUCAGAAUGCAGGAAAUGUGCUCAAAUGCAAGAGAGGAAGAAGUAAAGAUUUUGGAAUGGGGGGGAGAGAGACAAAAAAUUUUAUUUAACAAAAUCCCUUUCUUAAGACAAGGUUAUUUUCUGUACUUUGGAAUAUUUUCACUCUGUAUGUGAGAGAGACUGCAGAAAGAGAAGGAUAGUGUGUAUGCACUCGUGUUGAGCCCUAAUCGGAUAGUAAUCUGAUCCUCUGUGCACCUGGUUACAUGAAAGAGGGCGGUUCUGUUUAGGGUCCUGUGAGCAAAAACAUGGGCCAGGGCCUCAGGGAACAGACGCUCUAGGAGCCGUAAUGGAACGCCACCUAUGGCGAAUGUUUGCCCGCACACACAUAUGCACACGCACACACACACACGCAGGCUUUUGGCUUAAGCUCAAAGGAGAGGCACAGGCAGGAAAGAAGAGGAGCUUUAUGGGCAUGUUGGGUGAAAGAGAAGGAAAGAUUUAAAGAAAUGUGUUCCUUCAGGCUCCAUUCCAUGAGUCAAAAGUGUACACUGGGUGGAACUGAAGGGUAAACAGAGAACACUUUCAUAUGCACUGCUGAUGCACAUUUUAUCAUUCUGAAAUGUCUUAUUAAAUAAAAAAAUAUUUUUUUCUA